Messenger RNA from Pecten maximus, 7877 nucleotides. RefSeq lists its product as uncharacterized. The record is from RefSeq and is a predicted model, not a curated record. The coding region runs from base 552 to 1256 and encodes 234 amino acids. Gene Ontology annotation, molecular function: lipid binding. The transcript has 9 exons. NCBI's taxonomy places the organism in Eukaryota, Metazoa, Mollusca, Bivalvia, Pectinida, Pectinidae.
CACAUGAUUUAUUCAGUAUUUUUGUCGGUUGUAAUUAAAUCCCACAUGAUGGCCUUCCAAUGACCAAGGUGGUUUGGAAACGUAACACUGAUCAGUUUGGCGUGGUCCAGUUUGAGCUUUAAAAAAAGUCCCUUCCUUCCGAUGAGCGAGUGAACGCUUGGCAUGUGGCGUUCUGGAGUGUGCAUUUCCUGUGUAAAUGUGAAAUGUGGAGACUGCAGCAGUCUGCCGCCAAACGAGACAAGCAGACGACACGUUGUGUGAAAGGAAUCGCGCCGUGUUCCAUCUUCAAAGACCUACAUCUGGCAGUUUUCUAAGAAAUAUCAUGGGGAAAUAUCAGUGGUAUAUUGUUAUCAUGAAAGACGUUUGAUCAGAGUCUAAUACUGACAGAGGAGGGAAAAUGGAUUAUAUUAGCGCUUCGUGGCAGAUAUAGGGGUGGUAUAACAAUUUGGCAAUGAAAAGAGAUCAGGUGUAGGGAGUUUGGACCCCGAAGUAAGCAGUGGCACACUAGUUGUGGAAUUAUGGUCUGUGUUUGGGCAGUUUUAUAGGGGAACAUGACAGCAGAAUACGAAGGUAUUGGCUUUCACCUGAAACAACUGGUGGAGCGAUUGCUUCAACAGAACAUCCCAGACCAAGAAGGGGCCUAUGGCAACUUCAACUACAGCCUCACAGGGAUGCGUCUGACCAGUGCGAAGCUGCCAAGAGCGUCCCUCUACCCGGAGGCACUGUUCACGCAGAGAGGGGCGCUGACGAUUAUAGGAAAAUAUGUCUUCCAAUACAAUUCCUUCAUGACACACUUUGCAGAAGGAGAUUUUGAAGUGCACAUGACAGAGCUGUCUAUCAUUUUCAGACAAAUUUCAUCAAGAAAUUACAAUUCAACAUCACAGCAGCAAGCAGCCAUAAACCCAGGGGAUGUAGACCAGGAUGUGAUCGUGGCCUUUAUACGACAAGGACGCAUAGAGUGUAAGAUAGGCAAAAUUAAGGCCAAGUUCCAUGGAGGAUCAGCAGGACUCUGUCAUUUUGUGUCCAAAUUUUUACUGCGUGCCAUGAGGACACAGAUAGAAAACCAGGUUGCUGGUUUCAUCAGAAAUCUGAUAAAAGAUGAUGAGGAUAAAGCAAUUAUAGCUAUAUUAGGUCUGUUUGCACUCAACAGUGAAUCACCUGAGGCAGCACAGCCUGAUGAAGGGCGAGGCUUCAGGUCAUCCAUACGAAGGCUGUUCGGGAGGAUGCGAGGCAGUCAGCCUCAGGCCGUGCACUAACACAGAUCAAACCGGUGACCCUAACAGGUCACAACCCACUUACAGUUGUACUCAUGACCACAAACAAGGAUAAAAGGCAGUUACUUUUAGCCUUGAUACAUCACAAGGUAUUCAGUCAUUACCCAGAGAGGACACAGUCAACUCUUAAAGGUCAUAAGGCAGUCAACCUUGACCAUGAAAGGUCACUGGGCAGUGAGAUGUGCAUAUCCUUCAUACACACUUCAUGGCCUUUAUGCAUGCCAUACAGCCAUCUUGCAGAGUUAGAGAUCAGUCAAGGCACCGCAUGUCGACAGUAUCAACACUGAGUCUUAGAGACGAGAGCUCUUGAGUGAAAAAAUAGCAGUUCAUAUAAAUGAAAAAUGAAUAAUCUAGGGAAAAAAAUAGUUCUUUUGCCAAAUGACUUGAUGAAGGCUUCAUAAAAAAGUGGGUGAAAAUCCAUCUUCAUUUCUUUUGGAAAAUAAUAUUAAAACAAUAGAUGAAUUGCGAUGUAUACACGAAGGAGCAACUAUAGAAACUUACUAGAUUAAAUUUCAAUAAAGUGGUUGGUUGUAUAGUUAGGAAAGGUCAAAUUAAAAUUGAUAUGUUUUUCUUACACCAAGUACAGUGUAUGAUAAUCAGGGUCAGAUCUACAGACUGAUGCUGAAACUUAGAUGGCUGGAUCUCUACUCAGGAUGGCAUCACUGGCUCAUUAGGUGUUAACAUGCACAUACACAGAUAGUAUGUCAUCAUUAUUUGGAAUAUAUGCCCAAAUUUGAAGGCUACCUUACAGUGUUACAAAUGUACAUGUAUAUUAAUAUUGGUUGAAUUUUAAAUAAAGUAUUUUCUUGCCUGCCUCAUGACUGCCAAAAUAAAUGAGGCUAUCGGAUGCAUGUGAUUUAUACAGGAUAAAAAUAUGAUUGAACUGAUAUAAUCAUAAUGUAUAUAUACAAACAUUUAUAGAAUAUAUAUGAAAAACCUAUAUAUACAAUGUAUAUGUAAGUCAUAAUCACUGAGCUUUGAGUGUCAGGAAUGCUUCGAUAUUCUUGUGUUACAUGAUAUUGUUGUCAUAGACUUCUAAGGUCAUAUUGACAAGUAUCAUCAUUUUUCAAGUUCUUAAUUUACAAAAUAAAUUUAAAUUUUGUUUUUGAUUUGAAUGCGUGUCUACUAAAGAUCUAAACUCAAUUUUCAUUCCAUUUUCCUCGUGAAUCCAUAAUAAGAACAUGUGACUAUGUGUAUGUAUUAAGGUUGUAUUUGUAACAUUUGACAAAUUAGAACAUUUGAUUUACGAGGUUACCUCAGACCUUUGAAAAGAUGAACUACUAAUUGUCAUCAUGCAUGUUUCAUCCCUCAUCUUCCGAAAUCAUCCACAUUUUUAAAUUCCCAAGUCACACUGUCCGGAUUAACUUAAUCUUUCCAGGGUUACGGUCCCAAGACGUUCUAUAAUUUUUUGGUAAGUUAAUAGAAAUUGACGAUGGCUGUGAUGGUGGCCAGUCUGAUUAAGGCAAAACAUUUUGGGAAUGUUAAAGGACUAAGCUGAAAACGUGCUUUUCUUAAUUGGAUCUUCAUGGAGGUUAUGGUGGACUGGCCAGUUAUUGAACAAUCAUCUUAUUUUGUAAACACGCAUAUCAAACAUUUCUCGAGCUUCAGCAGGGGGCCAAGAUUUAAUUGAAACUUACCAGCAAUGAUUCUGAGAUAGUCCAGACAAUGAAUAUAGUUAUAUUUCGAGUGAGUCUGACCUCCAAAAUUGUUGGUAUGUUCUCUAGCUUGAAUAACACAUGUCAUUUUAAACUUCUUCUCCACUCCCAUUGGUGCCAUUUAGCAGAUGUUUUAUUUGGUUUCAUCAAAACUUCAACAUGGCAGCCACAGUGGCUACUUUGUGACAUGAUUGUGCAGUCCUAUUAGCUUUUAUGUAGAACCAACAUUUUAAAUGUCUUCUUCAGUUCCAUCAAUGGGAUUUAGUUGAAAUCUGCCAUGAUGAACAAUUCUGAUAUGGUUCUGACGAAGAGUUAUUAUUUUUCGACCCUGUCCAAGGUCCAUCACUAAGCAGUAGACAGUACAGCAGACAUUUUUGUAGUAUAAUUUUACAACCAUACUUUUAAUAAACAACAUGAUAUUUCAUGCAGUUCCACCAAUGGGAUGAACCUGACAGUUAAAACGUACCACAAUGAUCCCAUGAUGUUCAUGACCAAGUUGAACAACUGUUGUAACUCCCACUGUAUUGCUUCUGAGUAUGUAUGCCACACCUGAGUACAUUGUACUUGGAUAUCGAUAGUCAGAUGACCAUUAAGACCUAAUUAAUGGGCUUUGAUCUUGUUAUUGAAGGGUAGGUGUUCUUAUAGUCAGACCACCCACUUAAGUUAAGUCAAUGACCCAACUUUUCUCUGGUAAAAACAUGCCAGAAUGUAUAUGAUUGUAAUUAGUUUAAAUCAGUAGAUAGAAAAUCAUAUUCCUGUUCCGGAUUGAGUGUUACUUACUGGGAUACACAUUGAUAAUAAUCAUAUAUCCGAAAAAUUAGUUAAAUUACUAGCUGUCAGUGAUCUAGAGCCGCAGUCAAGCAGACAAUAUAUACAUGUAUCAGAUAUAUAGUGACAGUACAAUGUAAUUUUAUAGUGACACAGUAAAGUAGAAACGAUGAUAUUGAUUUUAUAACUUCUGUCAAUUUAUAUUAUCAUUAUCACUUAAUCAUACUGUAUAUAUGUACCCUUAUUAUAUAUCUGUAACAAAUAAAGUAAAUUUCACUUUUCCCUAAAUGACCACACCAACAGAAAUAAUUGGUACCUACAUGUAAGAUUGAAAAAAAUAUCAGAAUUGUUUUGUAGGAAGUCGAGAUAACAUUUAGUCAAACAUAUUUCACCUGCCAUUUAACCAUAUUAUUGAAUGAAAGUACAAGUAGGGUAUGAAUGUGUAAUUGACUGGCAAAGACUUGGCAAAAAUAAUCUCAACUUGUAUAUAAAACACACUAUAUAUAUGUACCUGAGCUCAGAUGGGGAAUUGAAAUGUGACAAAACGUCAAUAUUUUGAUUGACUUCACACUUCACUAUGCCCAUUAAAUGUUUUUGGAAGUACAGUAAUAGACUCCGUUUUUAACCUAAAAGGGACAAUAAAUUCUGGUGUCAUGGUAUUUUACUCAUCAGAGUAGGGUAUUGGAGUACAUUUAUAUGUAUAUCAAAGUAGGGUAUUGGAGUACAUUUAUAUGUAUAUCAAAGUAGGGUAUUGGAGUACAUUUAUAUGUAUAUCAAAGUUGCUUUGAGAUCUGUUUAAUAUUUAUUGUUCUACUCUGGUGUUAUACGUGUAAAUUAUUUUUUAAUUAAUAGCAGCAACAACAGCAAAAUUUGAACUUUCUUAACCCAUCAGAAACUUAUGUUCUGAUCAAUAAAGCAGUUGGUGAACAAAUUAAAUAGUUUGAAAUUUUGUAGGUUAAAUUAAAGGUUUGUUUUAGUGAAUUCAUCAAAUGAUUCUAUUAACAGUGCGGCAAUGUAGAUGAUCCAUAAUAAUCCUUUAAAAUUACAUGUAUAUGUCUUUUGGUGAAGGGAAUCCAAAAGUAUAUGGCAACAACACAAGGCUAAUUAAGAUUGAGGCAAAUAAACAGGACAUAUUAAACAAAACAAACCUCACUGCUAUGUGUAUCAAGAUUAUAAUCAUAUUGAUUUAACUUGUCAGUUACUUAUUAAUUGUAUGAUAAUUAAUUCUCAAAGUUAUAUAUGUACAACCAGCAUUGCAUGUGAUCCUGAAGCCUGUGCUAUUUAUAUAGAUUACGACAUCUCAUGAUGAGAACUUGGUCAUUUGAGUCAUCGCUACAUGUAUCCACAGCUAUUAUUGAUCUUAUUACUUUGGAAUUUGUACACAACAGACUGGAAUUCUAGGCAGUCACAGAGAACCAGGCCCUGUACCAAAUGUCAGUCAGUUAUACUUGUUUGUUAAUUGUUUUUAAACUCUGGUUACUAUAAUCCAUAAACACCAUACAAGGAAAUUAAUUAUAUUAAUUAUCCUUAUAUGGAAAUCACUCAUUAUGCAAAAAUAACAAACUAAUUUAAUUAAGUUUCAAAAAUACUACAUUGCAGGGAAUGAUUUGGAAUUGCACUUAAAUGAGAGUUGGUCUCUUGUAUUAGAGUUUUGAUUUAGUUCAAUUUUAACGAAUAUAUUUAUGCCCAAUGUACUGCACGACUCAGACAGAAGAGUUAAGUGUUCUGUGUAUACAUGGUAUGUAUAACUUUUGAUUUCAGGAAUUUGCACACAUCAUUCCCAUUGAAGAAAUACAAAUGUUACACAUUUAAAGUUACUGGGUUGGUGGUGUACAGGAUAACUUACACUAGAUGUCCAGUGGUUCAGAUGUGUGCGAGCCGUACAGAAACCUUCAUUCUGGGUAUACACUAGAUGUCCUAUGGUUCAGAUGUGUGCGAGUCAUACAGGAUCCUUCAUUCUUGGUAUACACUAGAUGUCCAGUGGUUCAGAUAUGUGCGAGCCAUACAGAAACCUUCAUUCUGGGUAUACACUAGAUGUCCCAUGGUUCAGAUGUGUGUGAGUCAUACAGGAUCCUUCAUUCUUGGUAUACACUAGAUGUCCCAUGGUUCAGAUGUGUGCGAGUCAUACAGGAUCCUUCAUUCUUGGUAUACACUAGAUGCCCAGUGGUUCAGAUGUGUGCGAGUCAUACAGAAACUUUCAUUCUGGGUAUACACUAGAUGUCCCAUGAUUCAGAUGUGUGCGAGCCAUGCAGAAACUUUCAUUUUGGGUAUACACUAGAUGUCCCGUGGUUCAGAUGUGUGUGAACCAAUACAGAAAGCUUCAUUUUGGGUAUACACUAGAUGUUCCAUGGUUCAGAUGUGUGUGAGUCAUACAGGAUCCUUCAUUCUUGGUAUACACUAGAUGUCCCAUGGUUCAGAUGUGUGUGAACCAAUACAGAAAGCUUCAUUUUGGGUAUACACUAGAUGUUCCAUGGUUCAGAUGUGUGUGAGCCGUACAGAAACCUUCAUUUUGGGUAUACAUUAGAUGACCAAGUUCAGGUUACAUGGCUACGUAUAAUAGGUAUUUUAAUGUUUUGAAAAUUGUAGUGAACAAUUUAUUCUAGGUAUAUAUGAUGUGUACAGGUUACAGCAAAUUAAACCUAAGACGUUCAGACAUUAGUACUCUUUAUCAAGUGGUUCAGUUGGCAGUGAACCAGAACUGUUAGUGAGGGUACACAAGGUUACACUGGUGGGUGGGUUGUAUUGAACCAAUGACUUGUAAUUAAGGUCUGGUACACUGAGAGUGUAAAUAAAGUGUAAGAUUUUAUAUUGUUUUAUUGAAGGUGCUUUUUCAAUACCACUCUAUAGGUGUUAUAUUGUCUCUGAUGUAAUGAGAUAGGAGUAUAUGUAUUUGUUAGUCUGAAGUAUUUCUACACAGGUUCACUGAAAUCCAUUAAAUGUUUAAAUUCUGUAAAAGUAACUUUUUGUAAAGCACUACUACAGCAGUUAAGAAUAUAACCAACACUACAGAUACAUCACGUCUAGUCUGUAUUAUAUAGGCUUAUGGUAGAGAUGGCUUUACAGUCUAGUGAUCAAUUCAGUACCUCAAAAGUUCUACAAGUUCAAAUAAUUGUUUUCAAUAAUUUAAAAGAAAUUUUGAAUUAUUAAAAUAUCUUAACUAAAUUUACAUUAGAGUUAUUGGUUUUCAUUCAAUAAAUGUGAAUACUAACUGGUAUGGAAAAUUAUGUAUGUUGGGUCAAUAAGUAUGUUGUAUAGAUUAAUUCUGCAUUACCCACACUGUACAAUUAAAAAGUCUUUCCAGUAAUUAAUACAUGUGUAUACUAGAAAUCAUGACCACAAGAUAUCUAAAUGUAUCAUUGUAUUAACCAGAUUUGCUAGGUUAGAAAAUUAAAGCUUGCAAAAAGGGUUGAAUUUUUUCCACUUCUAAUAUUUGUUUGUAAUACGGUACUUAACAAACAUGUAUAAUGACAAAAUGCUCGAGAAUAAAAUAUAUAUCACAAUAAAUCACACCUUUUACUAAAUUAUUACAUAGACUGCCUGUUGCUAAAAUACAAGGUCAUUUAACAAUUCAUAAUUUUCCAUCGAAGUCUGCAAUUCAUUGUUUAUUGAAAAUUCCUUAGAGUGAUAAAUCUAUACUAUGAUAUAUUACAUCAGUUACACAUUAGUUAUUUAUAAUUUCAAUUUUUAUGGUGAAGUAUUUUGUACAAUUUAUAUAGCUAAUAAUGGUUAGAAAUUAAAUAGUUCUCGGGUAAUAUUAGUUUGGUGUUUAUGAAACAGGCAUGCUAUUUUCAAUACAUGUUUGUGUAGCAUUUUUGUAAAUGUACAUUACAAAUUAAAUGUAUCAUUAUUUUUAUGCACAUUUUGUGGCCAAGAUUUGGAAGAAAUUCUAUGGAAAAAAAGUAUUUGUUAGUAGAUUUACUUUAUUGAUUCAGAAGGUCUAUAGUGAAUGGGUAUAAAUUGAUAUAAUACCUGGUAUUUGGUGUAUGGUCAGUAGAGUUAUGUCCCUUCUAGUACAAAUAGACCAUUCUAGUCCAUACCAGUAAAGAAUGUACUUUGCCGUUAGUGUAUGUUUUAGAGUAUUUGUGUGCUAUUUUGACUAUUUUUAGCAUAUUUUUGUAUACAGGAUUUUGUUGGAAUAUGUUAUUACAGAUGGAAGUAAAUGUUGGUAUAAAAUGAGAAA